AUGGCAAGCUCCACCAUCGCUUCAACAAAGAACACUGUGAGAUCGAUUAGCUUGCCCUCGAGGCCUCAUCCGACCAACCUCAUGGUCGAGGACGAGCUCACCAAGCUCAAGUCAUGGGAGGCGAGCUGCUCGAGAGCAAGUACUCCCUCUUCCGGCUCGAUCUUAUCCGGCUUGUCUGGGCUUGAGGAACUGUACGCCUGCCUCGACGAGUUCUUAAACACAACGUCAACCCGGCAGGUCGUGUCCCAUAAUGGGCAUGAGAGCUCUGCCAUCGAUGAGAUCCUGGACGCAUCCGUUAGGGUCCUAGAUGUUUGCGAGGCUGUUAGGGACAUUGUGGGAGAGGUCAAGGAACACGCCCGGGCGCUCACAUCCGCUAUCAGGAGGCGGAAGUGGGACGUGAGCGUCGAGUCCCAUAUAGUUGAGUAUACCGGCCUUAGGAAGAAGGUUAGAAAGGACGCGAAGAGGUUGGUUACAACACUGAAGCUGCUGGACAACAAGCUCACCGCGUCAUCACCACCAUUCAUGAUGCUAGACCAAGACCCCGAGUUCGCAAGGGCGGUUCGCGUCUUACGGGAAGUCAACUCGUCUACCGUUGCUGUGUUCCGGUCUCUUGUGUCUUUCCUGUGGGGCCCGGCCAUGAAGCCGAAGCAAAGUGGGUGGCGGGUGAUCUCGAGGCUGUUGGUGCACAAGGGGACCGUCGGGUGCGAGGAGAGGCAAGAGGAGGGAGUGAAUGAGUUGGAUUGUGUUGAUGAUUCAUUGAAGUAUCUACUACUAUGCAAGAAGGGAGGAGAAGAAGUUGGGAAGCUGACAAGUCAGAUUGUCAGCAAACAAUUCGGAAAUUUGGAGGUUUGUGUUGGGAGCAUUGAGGAUGGCCUUGAGUGCUUGUUCAGGAGAUUGAUCAGAUCAAGGGCUUCCCUUUUGAACAUAAUCUCCCAAUAG
Messenger RNA from Punica granatum (pomegranate), 939 nucleotides. NCBI's taxonomy places the organism in Eukaryota, Viridiplantae, Streptophyta, Magnoliopsida, Myrtales, Lythraceae. The record is from RefSeq and is a predicted model, not a curated record.